UAUCCGCCCCCUCUCCUUCCCCUUCGCCCGCGAGGCCUGGGCCCCAGCCCGGCGGGCCCGCUCCGCCUCACGGAGGAACCGCCCGGCGCGCUCUCCGGGUUAGCCCGCUCUGCGGUUUACCCGGCGCGCCGCCCUGCGCGGGUCAGAGCUGGUGGCGGGGCCCCGCUUGCCGGAAGAGGAAGCCGAGGCUCUGAGAUUCCGAGUCCACCAACGUUCACUGGGCGCCCCCUGAGCGCUGGGUGCUGGCCUCCGGACUUCCACGUCCGUUAUCUUAAUUGAGCCUCGCUGGGGUUGGGAGCCGGGUAUUGCCCGGGCUUGCAGAUGAGGAAACGGAAGCCCGCAGAGGCGAAGGGAUCUGCCUAAAGUUCGACUGUGGCGGAUCGGAUUCGGACUGAGAUUUUUUUGGUUUCCCAGCCGGUGUUCUUUUCCUUCCUCCUGCCUCACUAGGUCGAUUCCCUCCCUGCUCACCGGCCCCUUCUCAUUCUAUUUCACACCCCCCGGGGCAGGAUAGAUACAUUUCUUUCCCUCGAGCCACCUCUCCCCUCACACACUUUCUCCUGAGACUUCCAAGACUUGGCAUCCCCCCAUUCUCCUCAACAUUCUCUGCUACACCUGUCCUCUUCUUCCCCAUUCAUAGCUUUCCAGAUCUUUGCCCCAGUCAGUGAUAAUGAACCUCUCAACUAACUGUGGACCCUGAAGAGUGAAAUAACUAGGCUUCAAUGAGGCGUGGGGUGUUCAAGUGGACGACUGUUUGGCUCUUGGAUUAAAAAUAAGAAUGACAUUUGAGUCCAUCCAGAUUCAGGAGUUCUGAAGUUAUUCUCUAACCCAAGAUGCUCUUCUCAGAGUGAGGUGCUUAGUGCAUGGGACGGUGUCUUGACAUCUUAGUCCAUUGUUCUUAUAUUAGCAUAACUUCACUGUGUUCCCUCCAUUUGCCCCUGAGCUUUUCUCACCACGUCUCUCUCCAUCACCUGCUUGGGCUAUGAGAGCCCAGCAUUAAAACUGAUAAUGAAAUAACAAGUGUAAUCACCGAUCCUCUUUUUUUUUUUUUUUUCCUUUUACUAAGUCAGAAUUUCAACAACUUAAUGCUUCCUUUUAUGGAAAAGUUAGCUGGAAAGGAAAGGAGCAAAAGUGGAACGCACUUAAAAUGGAUAGCACGUUCUUUGUCUUAUGAAAAAGGUUAUUAAAUGCAAAUUAGUUCCCUUUCCACAAAAAAUGGCCUGUUUAUAAUUCUUAUUGGUUGUUCUGAGUCUACUCCAUCUCCAACCAGCUCAAUAUGUAUUACGUAAAAUAAUGCAAAUGUAUUAUUAAUGUAAAAGCAGGAACAGAACCAAGCACACAAAUGAAUGUUAGUAAUCAUCUGUCAUUUUUGAGGAUUUGUAGUAGCCACCUGAGUGACCUCACGUUUGUGUGCCUUCUAUACUUUCUAAAGUUCUUCCAUAGUUUUCCUUAUAAUGUACAUCUAGAUGUCAGGAUUUACACUAUGGUUAGGAUAUCCUUUUGAGUAAAUUAGGCUAUACAUUUCAGAAAUUUUUUAAAAAUUAUGAUUUUGAUAAUCUAAAAUAUAGAUACAAAAUAAUUCAGGGAUUAUAUAUCACACCAAGAAGAAUGUUUCUAUGUCAAUGUUAAGUACUAUUUAGAUUUAAUCUUUCUGGCCACAUAUCCAUUUCAAUAAUGAUCAACAGCCUUAUAUCUUAUUUCAUUAUCCUGGUGAGCAGGAUUGGAUGGUGAGAAAAGGAAAGACUCCUGUGAGAAGAGAACAAGAUGAGCAGAGGGAUCUAUGCUUGAAGUUGAGUCACUUGAAAAAAGAUCUCUUUGAAUGUGGAAGAGAUCUGAGCAGAUGAAAAUACAAUCAGGAAAAUGCAACAUGGCAGCAGCAAUGGAAACAGAACAGCUGGGUGUUGAGAUCUUUGAAACUGCAGAUUGUGAGGAGAAUAUUGAAUCACAGGAUCGGCCUAAAUUGGAGCCAUUUUAUGUUGAGCGAUAUUCCUGGAGUCAGCUUAAAAAGCUCCUUGCUGAUACCAGAAAAUAUCAUGGCUACAUGAUGGCUAAGGCACCACAUGAUUUUAUGUUUGUGAAGAGGAAUGAUCCAGAUGGGCCUCAUUCAGACAGGAUCUAUUACCUUGCUAUGUCUGGUGAGAACAGAGAAAAUACACUGUUUUAUUCUGAAAUUCCCAAAACCAUCAACAGAGCAGCAGUCUUAAUGCUCUCUUGGAAGCCUCUUUUGGAUCUUUUUCAGGCAACACUGGACUAUGGAAUGUAUUCUCGAGAAGAAGAAUUAUUAAGAGAAAGAAAACGCAUUGGAACUGUUGGAAUUGCUUCCUAUGAUUAUCACCAAGGAAGUGGAACAUUUCUAUUUCAAGCUGGUAGUGGAAUUUAUCAUGUAAAAGAUGGAGGGCCACAAGGAUUUACUCAACAACCCUUACGGCCAAAUUUAGUAGAGACUAGCUGUCCCAACAUUCGCAUGGAUCCCAAAUUAUGCCCAGCUGAUCCAGACUGGAUUGCUUUUAUACAUAGCAAUGAUAUUUGGAUAUCCAACAUUGUAACCAGAGAAGAAAGAAGGCUCACCUAUGUGCACAAUGAGCUAGCCAACAUGGAAGAAGAUCCCAGAUCAGCUGGAGUUGCUACCUUUGUUCUUCAAGAAGAAUUUGAUAGAUAUUCGGGCUACUGGUGGUGUCCAGAAGCUGAAACAACUCCCAGUGGCAGCAAAAUUCUGAGAAUUCUAUAUGAAGAAAAUGAUGAGUCUGAGGUGGAAAUUAUUCAUGUUACAUCCCCUAUGUUGGAAACAAGGAGGGCAGAUUCAUUUCGUUAUCCUAAAACAGGCACAGCAAAUCCAAAAGUCACCUUUAAGAUGUCAGAAAUAAUGAUCGAUGCUGAAGGAAGGAUUAUCGAUGUCAUAGAUAAGGAACUGAUUCAACCCUUUGAGAUUCUGUUUGAAGGAGUUGAAUAUAUUGCCAGAGCUGGAUGGACUCCAGAGGGAAAAUAUGCUUGGUCCAUUCUACUAGAUCGCUCCCAGACUCGCCUACAGAUAGUGUUGAUCUCACCUGAAUUAUUUAUCCCAGUAGAAGAUGAUGCCAUGGAAAGACAGAGACUCAUCGAGUCGGUGCCUGACUCUGUGACACCACUAAUUAUCUAUGAAGAAACGACAGACAUCUGGAUAAAUAUCCAUGACAUCUUUCAUGUUUUUCCCCAAAGUCAUGAAGACGAAAUUGAAUUUAUUUUUGCCUCUGAAUGCAAAACAGGUUUCCGUCAUUUAUACAAAAUCACAUCCAUUUUAAAGGAGAGCAAAUAUAAACGAUCCAGUGGUGGGCUGCCUGCCCCAAGUGAUUUCAAGUGUCCUGUCAAAGAGGAAAUAGCAAUUACCAGUGGAGAAUGGGAAGUUCUUGGCCGGCACGGAUCUAAUAUCCAGGUUGAUGAAGUCAGGAAGCUGGUAUAUUUUGAAGGCACCAAGGACUCUCCUUUGGAACAUCACCUAUACGUGGUCAGUUAUGUAAACCCUGGGGAGGUGACAAGGCUGACUGACCGUGGCUAUUCCCACUCUUGCUGCAUCAGCCAGCAUUGUGACUUCUUCAUAAGCAAGUAUAGUAACCAGAAGAAUCCACACUGUGUGUCCCUUUACAAGCUAUCAAGUCCUGAAGAUGACCCAACUUGCAAAACAAAGGAAUUUUGGGCCACCAUUUUGGAUUCAGCAGGUCCUCUUCCUGACUACACCCCUCCAGAGAUUUUCUCUUUUGAAAGUACUACUGGAUUUACAUUGUAUGGGAUGCUGUACAAGCCUCAUGACCUACAACCUGGAAAGAAAUACCCCACUGUGCUGUUCAUAUAUGGUGGUCCUCAGGUGCAGUUGGUGAAUAAUCGGUUUAAAGGAGUCAAGUAUUUCCGCUUGAAUACCCUAGCCUCUCUGGGUUAUGUGGUUGUAGUGAUAGACAACAGGGGAUCCUGUCACCGAGGGCUUAAAUUUGAAGGCGCUUUUAAAUACAAAAUGGGCCAAAUAGAAAUUGACGAUCAGGUGGAAGGACUCCAAUAUCUAGCUUCUCAAUAUGAUUUCAUUGACUUAGAUCGUGUGGGCAUCCAUGGCUGGUCCUAUGGAGGAUACCUCUCCCUGAUGGCAUUAAUGCAGAGAUCGGAUAUCUUCAGGGUUGCUAUUGCUGGGGCCCCGGUCACUCUGUGGAUCUUCUAUGAUACAGGCUACACAGAACGUUAUAUGGGCCACCCUGACCAGAAUGAACAGGGCUAUUACUUAGGAUCUGUGGCCAUGCAAGCAGAAAAGUUUCCCUCUGAACCAAAUCGUUUACUACUUCUACAUGGAUUCUUGGAUGAGAAUGUCCAUUUUGCACACACCAGUAUAUUACUGAGUUUUUUAGUGAGGGCUGGAAAGCCAUAUGAUUUACAGAUCUAUCCUCAGGAGAGACACAGCAUAAGAGUCCCUGAAUCCGGAGAACAUUAUGAACUGCAUCUUCUGCACUACCUUCAAGAAAACCUUGGGUCGCGUAUUGCUGCUCUGAAAGUCAUAUAACUUUGACCUGUGUAGAACUCUGGUAUACACUGGCUGUUAACCAAAUGAGGAGGUUUAAUCGUUAGAAGACUUGGAAUUGAUCAUCACAUUUUGGUACCUGCCACAUAACAUCUACUUCUGAAAGUAUAUUUGGUGCCAUGCAGGCAUCUACAGCUCGUGGAUAGUAAUGUAAUACCUUAACCACACACACAAAAUUGAAUGACACAUAUUUCUAAAGGACCCAGAAAUACCAUGAGAAUUACUGAAAGAAAGACAUUAGCACCAUGUAUGCAUACUACCUUAUUUUCACUUCUUAAUAGCAUUAUAAACCUCAUGGACUUAGUGUAUUUUUACAGUAUACUUCUGAGUUUGUUAAAAUAUGAUGAUAUUAGUGAUUGGUUUGGUUCAAUUCCAGAAACUCUGACUAGUUACAGAUUUGAUAGCACUUAAAUGUAAUUGAAUAGCUUAUGCUUCAUUGCUUGGGGUGUAUCCAGCAUGUUAUGAACUAAUCACUAUUAAACCUAUGACUUAACCAGUCAUUAGUGAUUUUUCAAGGAUAACUUAGUGGCCUCCUAAAAACACUUAUUUCGUUUCAUUCAAGCUCUGACCAGUUUUAGCCAAUUUCAACUGUAUCUAGUAUAAAUAGUUCUCUCUGAUGAAAUGACAGAGUGGGUUUUCCUUUCAUACAAAGGCAAGUAACUGUACAUGUAGCAUGGUUUAAUUAGUCUUAUAAUAUUGAUAAUUACAGGCAGAAAAAUUUUAAUCAAAUGGUUAGAGCUUAAAUAUUUGCAGGCAAUUUCUUCUCCUUUAAGAAAAGGGAAAAGUACACAUUGACUUGUACUCUUCAGAAAAUUUAGUGGGGCCAGUUUCCAUUGGGUAUUUCCUUACUGAAAUGUUCCAGAGUUCUAGGGUGAUGGAAGGGAAUCGUGGUAGGGUGGGAGAUACCAGGGUGUGGAGAAUGACAGGGAGAGGAAAAGGAAAGGAUCUGCUUAAGAACUAAGUAGAAGUAAAAUUUGACCAAAAAUCCUCAUGAAAAAGUUUGGGGGGUGAAAUUUAAACUGCUAGAAUGUUAGUUAAGGAAACCAGAAUGAAGAAAUCACUGUCUUGCCAACACAGUUACAGACUAACAUUAUUCCUUAGUUAUUUUUCUAAUUCUCAUUUUUUGUUAUUUUCAUCUUUAUUUUGGUAACCUUACCAAUUUAAACUUUUUAAAUUAUUUGAGCAUCAUUUAGAUAUUGUGAGCUUAAAGAGGUUUCCAGACCACCUCCUUACCAGAAACGGAUCGCCGGCAAGCCAUGGCUCUAUUUUAAGUGUUCAGAGCCUCUAGGCAAUGUCUUAAAUGGCCAUGACAUUUUCCUGGUUUAGCCCUAGCACUCGACUGUUAAGGGAGCUCAUAGGCUUCCAGGUGCUGAUUGGAAUCUGUCAUCUUAAAGUCUUGGGGUGUUGUUGGGUCACUUUGCCAGUGGCAGAGAAGGCACCUAUGAGUUUGACCCUUUUUAUCAUAAGCCUCAGUGUUUGGAAAGUUGUUUCCAGGCCUUUUAAACAACGCUCUAAGAAAAAUUGCUCUUUUUCUUUCUCACCACUACAGAGAGUAGAUUUCUCCCAUAGAGAGCACAGCUUCCGUUAGUAAGGGUGAUGACUGUGUAUCAGAGGUGAAUUCAUCAUUGAGAGCCAGGUGGGAGGUGGGGGAGGUCCAGAAAUGGCAGGGAGACCUGGUGGUUCUGCCCUUGGGAAGGGGAUUGGGUUUUGCUGGUUGUGUAUUUAUACUGUAUCAUAGCUACCACACUUUUCCUAUUGUCUAUGUAUGUAUUGAUUUUCUUGUUCAUGAUAUUUUCCCAUGCCAAGGUGUGUUUAUAUUUUUUUCAAUGUUAAAUUAAAUUGAUUUGGGUAAUUCUUCUCCCAAGAAAGUAUUUUCCCCCUUGAUUUAAGUGUAUAUCUGACUAUCGAAGGUGGUUUUUGUUUGUGAACUGAUUGGCCUCCGGGGAUCAAUCCUUAUAUAAUAUGCAAAAUGGAAAUGGUAUACAGUGGUUUUUAGACAUUUACUCAUUUGAAACCUCUUACCCGUUAGGGCUGUUUCUUCAAAAUGGCAUCUCUCAUUUUACCAAAACAACCCUUUAAAGAGCCUCAUGUACUCUUGAACUCACCAGUGUUUUCCUUUUGCGUCUUGCCUGUCCUUUCCUCAUAUGACAGGGGUGCCUCUGUUAUAAUCCCCAGUGCAUUAAAUGCCAUUCUUCUUCUAUAGGGGGAAAAUAUGUGACUGAAUUCAUGUGCAGAAAGACAGUUUGGCUGCAACACUUUCUGGUAAGAGCCAGAAAGCACUGGGUUAGCCAUCAGAUGGGGUGGGUUUGGCAGGCUUGAUAAAUAGUUGCUCUGCGUUGUUGAGCAGUGGGACUGAGAAUCGAAGAUUCAUCUGGGAUGCUUAUCACUAAAAACAAGUGCAGUCUUGAACUUACUCUUAGAAGUCUGGAUUUGGUUGAUUUGGGUGGAGACCAGGAAUCUGCAUUUCUAACAGCCUUUCCAGGGUGAUUCUAAAGUUGUUCAUGGGCUACUUUGACAAAGUCUUCUAUAGAGAAUGGAAUUAGAUUGAGAAAAUAACAGGUGAUUUUUACACUGGACUGAUUUACAAACACCUAAAGCAAUAGCCAACGUAGCUUCUCCCCUGUCGUCACCGUCGGGCCCUUCUCUGAAAGAAGCGGAAGGUGUCGCGAACUAUGUACCCUCUUUGUCUGGAGAUUCAUUUUGGAAUGAAGGUUCUUCCCUCGAUGCCGUUGUUGGCUCAUUUCAAAAGCCUCAUACGAGAGGAUGAAGUCACAAUGCAUGCAUUACUUUUUAACAGGAUGAGAUAUAGAUACUGAUGCUUACUUUUUUUUACUACUUGUUUUAUUCCUUCCAGAAGGUAUGUCCCACCUGUCUGUAACAUAAUUCUCUCUUUAGGUGGAAUGACUCCUAUAAGAUCUCUCAUUAUUGUAGAAUCAUAAAUUUUUCAAGCUAUUAUAUCUUUGAUAUAAUCUAAUGUUCUCAUUGGUUAGAGGAGGAACCUACGUAUAAAGAGAGGAGAAAAUAUACCCCUGGCCAUGCAGCCAGGUAGUGUUCAGUUGGUACUAGACUCCAUCCAGAUGCCCUGACUCAUGGUAGUUAAAUGAUACGUAGACAAGGCAAAUUUUUAAAGAAGUAUUUAUUAAUAUAUUCCUAUGAAACAUUUUAAAGAUAACAUAAAAUGGUUAAUUUUUCCAUUCUAAAGUAAAUGCUAAGCAUGCUUAUUAAUGAAGCAGUACUUCUAAUUAGUAUAUGACAUUCUGAAGUUAAUUAAAGCUGUUACACUAAGUGUGUCUUCCUAGUAGUGGGGGAUUUGGGAAUUGGGAUGUAGAAUAGAGUGCUUACUUAAGCCUGGGAGCCUAACUUAGAGCUAUUUGAAGUAAGAAAAGAGACAUGGCCAUAUCUAAACUAAGAGAUUUGCAGGUGAGUGUCCAUUCCCAGCAGACAUAAAGGAAUAAGGAAACUUCCCUGACUUCCACUUUCCCAACCCUACCCAGCCUCGCCUAUCUGUCUUGCAGCCUACGAUAUGGAGACAUGUUAGUGUGAGGUGCUGGCUCCUGCUUUUCUUAUUUGGUCAAGAGACAGUUCUAGGUAAUCAUUUCAGAAGUCCCUCACAGAGAGAAAAAGUAAUAUUUGUAUGUUUAUUUUUGAAUAACCCAAAUACAAAUUUAUGUUGUAUUCAGCACAAUUGGAGUUCAGGUCUUUAAUUUUAGAACAUAAAGUGCCUGCUGUUUUAAGCAUUGACUUGUAUAAAAAGAAUUGCAUGUCUCACUCCAGUAAGUUUAUGGGUUUUCUCAUUUUCAGCUACAUGGCUUUUAAUCAUGUAAAGUGAAACACUAGUUUUGUUGCAUUUUAUUACAGGUUCUUUGUUGCAAUAAAGAUGCUGCUAAAAUUAA
Molecule: messenger RNA, 8424 nt
Organism: Ailuropoda melanoleuca (giant panda)
Lineage: Eukaryota; Metazoa; Chordata; Mammalia; Carnivora; Ursidae
Gene: DPP8
Product: dipeptidyl peptidase 8
Exons: 20
Coding region: 1817-4513 (898 amino acids)
Biological process (GO): proteolysis
Molecular function (GO): dipeptidyl-peptidase activity; serine-type peptidase activity
Source: RefSeq, a predicted model, not a curated record